Molecule: messenger RNA, 2475 nt
Organism: Pteropus alecto (black flying fox)
Lineage: Eukaryota; Metazoa; Chordata; Mammalia; Chiroptera; Pteropodidae
Gene: THEM6
Product: thioesterase superfamily member 6
Exons: 2
Coding region: 62-682 (206 amino acids)
Source: RefSeq, a predicted model, not a curated record
CCCGGCGCCGGCAGCAGCGCAGCGCGCACCGGCUGGCACCAGCGUCGCCGGCUCCGCAACUAUGCUGCUCGUGGCUUUGCUGGCCAUCGCGCUCGCCUACUUCGCGCUGCUGGACGGAUGGUACCUGGUGCGUGUGCCGUGCGCCGUGCUGCGCGCGCGCCUGCUGCAGCCGCGCGUCCGCUACCUGCUAGCGGAGCAGCGCUAUGCGGACCGCGUGCUGCCCUCGGACUUGGACCUGCUGCUGCACAUGAACAACGCCCGCUACCUGCGCGAGGCGGACGUGGCGCACGUCGCGCACCUGGCUCGCUGCGGCGUGCUCGGGGCGCUGCGCGCACUCGGGGCAAGCUCCGUGCUGGCCGCCUCGUGCGCGCGCUAUCGCCGCUCUCUGCGCCUGCUGGAGCCCUUCGAGGUGCGCACCCGCCUGCUGGGUUGGGACGACCGCGCCUUCUACCUGGAGGCGCGCUUCGUCAGCCUGCGCGACGGCUUCGUCUGCGCGCUGCUGCGCACGCGCCAGCACGUGCUGGGCGCCUCGCCGGAGCGCGUCGUGCAGCACCUGUGCAAGCGCAGGGUGGAGCCCCCUGAACUGCCAGCAGACCUGCAGCACUGGGUCGCCUACAACGAGGCCAGCAGCCAGCUGCUCCGGGCCGAGAGUGGGCUCGGUGACGCAGCCAAGGACCAGUGACCGCCACGCCCCGCCCGCCAGCCUUGGCCUGGGAACUGCUGCCUGCUGUCCCCACCCGCCAGAUCAGGGCUGGUCUCUGGAGCUGCGGUGGCCUCGUGACCGACACAGCCCCCUUCACCCGCUCGGCCUCCCUUCCCUUCCCCCAUUACUGACGCCCCUCCGUGACCUUCCCUGUGCUGAGCAUGGGAUGGGAUGACCUAGCUACCCCAACCUAUUUCUCGGGGUGGAGACGACAGUGAGGGGCCCAGGCUUCUGCGGGUCCAAGUCCAGAGGGCGCUUGGAGUGCAGGGACCAGCGAGAGCCACCCUGAGCGCCAGAGCCAGCAGGCGGAGCUCGUGGGGGUGGCAGGGGUGAAGCCAGAGCAGUCCUGAGGGCACAGCGAGGAGCCACCAGCAUCUCGGGGCAGGUGCCUCUGGCUGCAGGUGGGGGAGGAGCAGGCCCAGGGCAGAGUCAGCAAGUCACGCCAGGCUGACUGACCAGAGAGCUCUUCGGAGGGAGGUCUGGCCACCGGGGCCAGUGCAGGUCAGAUGGCACGGGGCCUGCUAUGGAGGUGGUGAGCCUCCUGUGGCUGGGGGCAACCUAGUCAGGACCUGCUGCCAAGGAGGGGACAGCAGGGGGCGGGACUGUGCCUGGGUGCUGCCUGCACUCGCCGUCACCUGUCUGCACCCACCAGUGCCCUUGGGGCUGUGCUGUGUGGCCGCAGGUGGGCCCACCCUCCCUGGUCCUCCAGCAGCACCCCCACUCUGCCCCCCGCUGGGCUGUCCUUGCCCGUCAUCCUGUCCUGCCAAUUUUCCCCUUCCUACUCCUGGGGGUGCCUCCCUAGAUGGGCCAGGGGUCUGGGGAGGGGUCUUCUUGGCCUUGCUCCAGUGGCUUGUCCUGGCAGCUGCUCUCAGGGUUCCCUGCUGUUGCCUGCUCAGGCCUAACCCCUCACCUUCCAACCGGGGAAAGCGGGGGCCUGCAGAGAGACUGGCCCUGGCCCUGAGCCCCUGAGAGCACAGAGCAAGAGAACCCCAGCCCUGCCUGGUGUCCUCAGCUCCCUGGCUGGCUAGGGUAAAUGGGGUCAGGGCCCUGGGUGUGCGACCGCUGCUACCCGUACAUGUGGCUGCCUGCCUGUGCCCCGCCCCCCGCCCCGCUGGCCCCUGGAGCAGGCCAGAAUGGCCUGGAGCUCCUGUCCCAUCUCCAGCUGGAGCCAGGAGCUCAGCAACACCCAACUCCGCCCCCACGCUGUCGUCUGCCUUAGGGCCACCGAGGGAAAGCUGCACUGCGUUUUAUUUAAGAUUAAAGCGUCUUAAACGCGAGUGUGUCCGGGACGUCCUCUGUCCGGAGCCCUGGCCCCCCAGGGAAGCAGCAGACACUCUGGGGCGUGUUCUUGCUUGGGGGUCAGUCCAGGCUUGUUGGGCUCCCAUGACUUAGGGACCAGGCCAGCAGGGUAGUACUUGUCCCCAUGCCACAGAAAAUGGGACCAAGGCCAGAAAGGUGUUUCCUCAACCCCCUGCCAGCUCCUGGCCCUCUCCCCGAGUCCUUGAGCCUCGCCAUCCUGUCCAGUUCGUUCCCAGGGUCAAAUCCGUUGAUCCUCCGGGAGGCUUGGGGGGUCAUACCCCAGGCUCCUGGUGGGGGUUGGAGGAGCCAGGACAAGUAUAAGGGCUGUAUUGCAGGCCCCCUGAAGAGGGCAGGGAGGCGGGACCCCCCCAGAUCCUAAAGUGGGUGAAUGACGGGGGCCCAAGCUCUGACCACGUGCCCAGGGGUGCCUGGCUCUGCAGGCCUGGGAAAGAAGGCAGCUGGAAGCAAUUGGG